This is a messenger RNA of Lathyrus oleraceus (garden pea), 1548 nucleotides long. RefSeq lists its product as uncharacterized. The record is from RefSeq and is a predicted model, not a curated record. The transcript has a single exon. Bases 237 to 1253 code for a protein of 338 amino acids. Lineage: Eukaryota; Viridiplantae; Streptophyta; Magnoliopsida; Fabales; Fabaceae.
AAGGGCUGUUCUUAUGUUACUCUCAGUCACUGCCAGUCCAUGUGCCAGUUUGGAAAUACAUAUUUAUUUCCUUUCUUAAAUCCCAUUACCAAUGCUUCCCACAACACUCUGGCAGACCUUUCAUACAGCUUGUCACUAAGAUCUCUUCUCUCACUUAAAUUCAUGUUAAAUUCUCUCUCACGCCAUCAUUUUCAUCUUCUCACUUUCCUUUCUCUCUAAUAAACUCAUCAAAAACAAUGCAAGACUCAAUUGGAAUCCCUGCAUGUUUUUCUUCAACAAGUGAUGAUGAUCAUCAUCCUCAUCAUCAAGGAGCUGUAACACGUUCAGGUAGAAGCGUUUACAUGUCAGUAUACAGAACAAAGUUAGCUGAUCAAUGCCGUUUGAUCACAAUCACAUGGUGCAAAAACCUGAUGCUUCAUGGUUUAUCAGUAUCAGUGGAAAACCCCGAGAAGGAAACUCAAUAUAGCUGCAAAGUUGAGCUAAAGCCAUGGUACUUUUGGAGGAAACAAGGUUCGAAACGGUUCGCCGUAGAUGGAAAAGCAGUUGAUGUUUUCUGGGACCUUAAAUCUGCGAAAUUCAACGGUGAAACUGAACCAACUUCAGAAUACUACGUAGCAGUUGUUUGUGAUGAAGAAGUUGUGUUGCUUGUUGGUGAUUUGAAGAAAGAAGCUUAUAAAAAAACCGGGUGUAGACCAUCACUUAUUGAUCCAAUUCUCGUUUCAAAAAAGGAACAUAUAUUUGGAAAGAGGAAAUUCUCAACUAAAGCUAAGUUUCAUGAGAAAGGUAGGUGUCAUGAGAUUUGUAUAAAGUGUAAGAACAAAGGUAAUAUGAAUGUUGUUGGAGAUGGAGAUUCUGUAAAAAGUGGUGGUGUUAAAGUUAAAGUUGAACCAGAGAUGGAGAUAAGAUUUGAUGGGGAGUUGAUGAUUCAUGUGAAGCAUUUGCAAUGGAAAUUUAGAGGGAAUGAAUCGGUUUAUCUUAACAAAAUGAGAGUUGAUGUAUAUUGGGAUGUUCAUGAUUGGUUAUUUAGUCCUGGUUUAAAACAUGCUUUGUUUAUUUUUAAGCCUGUUUUUUCAUGUAAUUCUUUGUCACCAAUGUCUUUGUUUUCACCAUCUCUGUCUUCUUCAUCUUCCUCCACUACUCCAUUAUCAAACCAGAGAAGUAGCAAUAGUACUUGUGAGUCAGUGGAAGGUCAUGGAGGUAAUUCAUCAUCAUCAGAGUUUUGUUUGUUUCUAUAUGCAUGGAAGGUUGAAUGAACGUGAUGGACGGAAGUGAUUGAGUUACAUAUCACGUGGCCAACAAUAAUUCUUUGUCCAGAGGCAUCUAUGUCAACAUCCGUUAUCUACUCCUUUGAAAAAUAGUACGUACUAGUUUUUCUUGAUCUAGUAUUGAAAAAUGAAAACAAAGUUAUGUAAGUAUAGAUAUAUUAUAAUCUUAUAGUAAUAUAGUAUAGUAGACGUAUGAUUUUGUAAGAGAAAUAAUAUAGACAUUAUUAGAUUAGUGAAUGUCUGUAUUUGGUCAUAUAAAUAAAGUUGAUGCAUGUGAACUAAA